AUGAUCCUCCAGCGAUCGACGCUAGCGACAUCCCGUGUUUUUGAAGGCACUUUGAAUAUCACCGAGAGCUUUUACUUGUAUCCAGUUUUAAGAUGGGUAUUGUUUGAAUCACUUUCUGAGAAGCGGAGUGACUCGAGCGGAGAUCGUUGUGGCGUUGCUCUGUCCUCAUCGGAGCCCAUAAUUAUCCAAGUGGUUCGGAUUUAG
This is a messenger RNA of Plasmopara halstedii, 204 nucleotides long. RefSeq lists its product as uncharacterized. The coding region runs from base 1 to 204 and encodes 67 amino acids. Lineage: Eukaryota; Oomycota; Peronosporomycetes; Peronosporales; Peronosporaceae. The record is from RefSeq and is a predicted model, not a curated record. The transcript is spliced from 2 exons.